Molecule: messenger RNA, 1467 nt
Organism: Blastocystis hominis
Lineage: Eukaryota; Bigyra; Opalinata; Blastocystidae
Exons: 4
Coding region: 1-1467 (488 amino acids)
Biological process (GO): cellular response to unfolded protein; protein refolding
Cellular component (GO): cytoplasm
Molecular function (GO): ATP hydrolysis activity; misfolded protein binding; heat shock protein binding
Source: RefSeq, a predicted model, not a curated record
AUGAGUGCAUUCUGUGGUGGAAUCGAUAUAGGAAUAAGGAAUUCGGUGAUUACAACAUAUCAGAAAACUGGAUCUGACUGUGUAACGACCAUACAAGGAAGACCUAUCAACAAAAAUAACGAAGUAUCUAUUUGUGAAUCGGCACUUCCUUAUAUGCUUUCCCCUACUCAUUUUUCAAUUCAGUAUGCAAAGCGAGUUAUAGGAUAUCAAUACAAUUCUGAAAGAGUAUUAUCGAAUCCAGAUAUUUGCAUUGCUAAAAUGAGAGAAGGCAGAGAUGGCAAAGUUGAGUUUUACAAGGAAGGUUGGGAAGUGACAGAAACCCCUGUUUCUGUCUAUGUGAAAUUAAUGAAACAUAUGCUAGAUCGUUCUGAAGUUUAUCGAGUAGACUAUAAACAAGAACAAAUCGCUGAUACUGAAGAAGCAAUUCGCCAAGUUGGUUUCACAAAGGAGAACUAUUGCUUACUGAAAGAGCCUAUAGCUGCGGCUAUCUCUUAUGGACUUGAAGGCAUGGUCGGAAGCUACACUUUGGUAUAUGAUUUAAAUGAAGACACUUUUGAUUGUACGAUAAUACAGAUCAGUGACGAUGUGUUGAAGAUCUGUGGUUAUGGAGGCAAUGAGAAGAUUGGAGGUUUAGCAUUUGAUGAAACGAUUCGAGAUUGGGUUAUUCGUGAAGUCAGGGAAGUGACACCCUUGGAAAUCUAUGAUUCUAAAAGCAAAGACUAUCAACGAAGAAUGCAAAAACUACUAAGGAAAUGCCAUGAAGCCAAAGAAGGGCUGGUCGAAGCACAAUCUUAUGAAAUCGAUCUGAGCGAUAUUGCCAGUGAAAAGGUUUUGGAAGAGAUGGAACUGAUAGACUUGACAAGAGCCAAAAUGGAUUUUCUUCUGAGUCCGUUUAUCAGGCGUACGAUCGAGGUGAUAGACAACACUAUCGAGAAGGCAGGACUUCAUCAAGAAGACAUCAAGCGAAUUCUGAUGGUGGGCGGUUCUUCUCGUUUGCGAUGCGUUCAUUCAGCAUUGACCAAACAUUUCGGAUCAUCGGUUUCUCUCAAGUUCAACGUCAAUCCAGACGAAGUUGUGGCUUUGGGCGCGGCAACGUUCUGCCACAUCUGGUCGGAGAGCGACCAUGACUUUAGCAUUCCUUUCAAUGGUCGGCGAAUCAAACUAGUGGAAGGAGAGAUGGUGGUUCUGGCAAAGAACGGCGAUCUUAUGUCUCGAGAACCGCUUCGCAAACUCCUCGCCACACCCGUCGACAAUGCGCAGUGUAUGCGAAUAGAGUUCUACCAGGGAGAGAAAAAGACGGCCGAAGAGAACGUCCGACUGAAGUGCAUCGAAUGGUCGAACUUCCGCUCGCUGCCCAAAGGCGAAGUGAAAUUCGUUCUUUCGUUGUUUUACGUAAAUUCGCUGUGGGAGUGCGAGGUCCGAGACUUUUACACAAAGCAGAUCUAUGUGGAGAGACAGCGAAUAUAA